Myotis daubentonii (Daubenton's bat) is the source of this 3315-nucleotide messenger RNA. It is a transcript of the gene RAB39A, whose product is annotated as RAB39A, member RAS oncogene family. Gene Ontology annotation, molecular function: GTP binding; GTPase activity. Gene Ontology annotation, biological process: Rab protein signal transduction. The record is from RefSeq and is a predicted model, not a curated record. Lineage: Eukaryota; Metazoa; Chordata; Mammalia; Chiroptera; Vespertilionidae.
CGGAGAGGGCGGGGUCCUGGCGGCGGCCGCAGGAAUGUGCUGGAAGCCAGCGGGCGGGCAGCCGGAGGUGCUGAAGGGACAGUUCCCGCCGCCGAACUUGCCGGGCGGCCGUGGGGAGGGUGGGGCGGCCCCGGAGCGCGCGGGGCCCGCCGCGAUGGAGACCAUUUGGAUCUACCAGUUCCGCCUCAUCGUGAUUGGGGACUCCACGGUGGGCAAGUCGUGCCUCCUGCACCGCUUCACCCAGGGCCGCUUCCCGGGGCUGCGCUCCCCCGCCUGCGACCCCACCGUCGGCGUGGACUUCUUCUCCCGCCUGCUGGAGAUCGAGCCGGGCAAGCGGAUCAAGCUGCAGCUCUGGGACACGGCGGGGCAGGAGCGCUUCAGAUCAAUAACUCGAUCUUAUUACCGCAACUCAGUUGGUGGAUUUUUAGUAUUUGACAUUACUAACCGACGAUCUUUUGAACAUGUGAAAGAUUGGCUGGAAGAAGCAAAAAUGCACGUGCAGCCAUUUCGGAUUGUAUUUUUGCUAGUGGGACACAAAUGCGACUUAGCUUCAAUACGUCAAGUUACAAGGGAAGAAGCUGAAAAGCUGUCAGCGGACUGUGGUAUGAAGUAUAUAGAAACCUCCGCAAAAGAUGCUACCAAUGUUGAGGAAUCCUUCACUAUCUUGACAAGAGACAUCUAUGACCUUAUCAAAAGGGGAGAGAUUUGUAUUCAGGAUGGCUGGGAAGGGGUGAAAAGUGGUUUUGUUCCAAAUACUGUGCAUUCUUCUGAGGAAGCAGUGAAGCCCAGGACAGAGUGCUUCUGCUGACUUCAGACAUGCAAAGCACCGUCAAGAACAGGUGGACGUCCUUCCAGGACAGAGACCACCAUCAGCACUGUUUUGUAAGGUGUUUGAUCCAGAGCACUGUGCUUUCAUGUUACACUACAAGACUCGGUGUUUUGCUAAAAUAUCAGGCAAAGCAGACAACUUUUUCUUGAAACUAUCAAAUUACCCCCUUUCCUACUUUGUUAGCUUAUAGCUGAACGAAUGUCCAAAUAUGUCAAUAUUACUCAUUUUUCUUGACAGUUUGAAAUGGGGUUUUUGUCUGAUUGAAAAGAUUUUAUCAGGAAUUAUGUUCUCUUGUUCAUUUACUAAUAUUGAAUAGUAAAGUGAUUUAAAAGUGCACUGUUCACUUACAAAUUAAACAAUCUCAGAGUUAUCAACUAGACUAAAAUAGCAGUUCCUUAUUUAAGGUACAGUACCAGGUUUUUUAAACAUUUAAAAUAUUUAUCUUCCCUUAAUUUUGCAUAAACAUAAAAAAUAAGUUUUAUACUUUUUUGUUCUCUGAUUUAUUGCUCCUGAAAAGUUUAUGUUUUAUGAAGCUAUAUAAGGAUCCAAGCAAAAUACUGCAUUGCAAAUAUUUAUAAAGAUAAAAACAAAGGACCACUUGUCAGCGACUGUUUUGAUGUUAUAGCAUACUGUUUUAGACAAUAAAAAGAAAUGUAUUUCUGUACUGACAUUUUCAAAAAAGUAAAUGCAAUUUACCUUGAACUAUUGUCAAAAUUACCAUAUUUUCCCGUGUAUAAGACGCCCCCAUGUAUAAAAUGCCCUCCACUUUUCCAACCCCAAAUUAAGAAAUCAAUAUUUUAAACAUUUUGCUGGUUUUCCUCAUAAGGCCUUCUUCUUUUUUGGCAUCUUAAGGAGUUGUUCUUUUUGUUUUCUCCACUGUCUGAUCAUACACUCAGUGGCUGGAGGUCCAAAUUGUCUCUCUGCAGCUCUAUUUCCAUGCACUUUUGCAUAGCUGAUUUCAUUUGAAUUUUGCAGAGUAAGACAAUCGCUUACCGGUAUUUAUCGUUUUGUUUUCUGACAUCUUUAUGGGCUCAGAAUGCUCUGGUCCCUGUUGCAUCUGCACACUCUCCCCCUCCACCUCCAAUUAUGGCAUCAGCUGACAUCGGUAACAAUAAGGUUUUUGUGAAUGGAGGAAGCAUGUUUGACAAGGUAUGGGCAGCUACGCACUUGCAGGCUCCCUCCUUGGCUGACUUCCAUGUAUAAGACGACCCUCAAUUUUCAGUCUAACAAUUUUAGAAAAAUAUAGCAUCUUAUACAUGGAAAAAUACGGUAUCAAUAUAGGUAAAUAUAGAAUGUUUUUAGUAACAGCUUUUUUGUCCAAGUAAGUUUCUAAAUUUCCCCAUUUCCAAUACAAGUGUAGGAAAGAUUUUUCUGGUUAGAUGUUAGAUACAUUUAGCACUCAAGUUAUAUUUUACAUCUCACCAGUAAAAGUAAAGAUAAAAUAAUGAGUUAAGUCUGCAAAAUGACUUUUGAGUUUCCUAAUUUUGAACUUACUGGUUAAAUUCCCCUCCUGGAAGGAACAUUUUGAUGACAAUCUCAAAUAUUUUAUAGCAUACAUUUCUAUUCUGUUCUGUAAACCAUUCCUAUCACAGAGUGGCACCAUGACGUUGACUUUUUGGAACCAUGAGGUUUUUACUGUUAAACUGUAGUAGCUUCAUUUUGUUUGAAAACCAAAGUGGUAUGGUGGAAAGAAUAUUUAAGGGGGAAUCAAAAAACCUGGGUUCUAAGCUUGCUUUUACUGUACUUUGUCACUUAACCUCUCUAAGCAUCCGUUUUCUCACCUGUAAAUUGAAGCUGAUGACCCAUUUAUGGAAUUACUUUGAGAAUCAACUGAAUCGUGUGAAAAAGCUUUGUAAGUAGAGAAAGCAGAAUGCAAAUGUGGGACUGGUGUCAGCUGCUCAUGGGCAUGCUGUUCUAUUUACAAUGGAUAAGAAUGUGGUUUUCUCAUAUUCUUUCCCUGCAGAGAGAAAGCAGAGGAGGUGCGUGUUCUCAUGGACCUGGGGGAAUUCUUGGUUUGAUGAGUACCCUCUGCCCUCUUAUCCUGAAGCACCACUCCUCCAAAGAGCAAAUGCUAGAAAGGGAAAUCCCAGGAGACUUAAUUGAAGCAAAAGUCAUAUUGGAAUCUAGUUUUUGCGCAUCUUCAAGGUAGAUAUUAUAUUUUUAAAUACAUGUACAUUUUCUAGGUUCAUGUAAGUAUUUUUAAUAGUGCUUAUGGAGAGAAAAAUAUAAAUUAUAACAUCACUAUAUAAUUUUUGAAUAUUUAUAUUGUCAACAUUUUCUUGAUAGCCUUAGAUUAAUUUCAUGUGAGUUCACACUAUAAUUGACCAGAUAAGAAAAUACCUGUCCCCCAAAAUGUGAAGUAAUCUAUUUUUACUGUUAAAAAUUUAAAUCUUAUAAUUUUUCAUCAGUCCUAAAUGGCAUAAACUCAAAAAGUGAAUAUCUAACAAAAGGUGAAUAAAGCUAAACACCUAAAAUAUAAAAUGUGA